ACCGAGCUCAGGCCCCAGCUCGAUCCCGGCUCCCACCCCGCCACUGACAUCCGUGGGCACCAGCAGUAGCGGCCGCUGGAGCAAGGCCUACGACGUCUGCGUGUGCCACAGCGAGCAGGACCUGGUGGCCGCACAGGAGCUGGUCUCCUACCUGGAGGGCGGCGCUGCCAGCCUGCGCUGCUUCCUGCAGCUGCGGGAUGCGGCCCCAGGGGGCGCCAUCGUUUCUGAGCUGUGCCAGGCGCUGAGUGGCAGUCAUUGCCGUGUGCUGCUCAUCACCCCUGGCUUCCUUGGGGACCCCUGGUGCAAGUACCAGAUGCUGCAGGCCCUGACCGAGGCCCCUGGGGCAGAGGGCUGCACCAUCCCCCUGCUGUUCGGCCUGAGCAGAGCUGCCUACCCGCCUGAGCUCCGGUUCAUGUACUACGUGGACGGCAGGGGCCCCGAGCACGGCUUUCCCCAAGUCAAGGAAGCCAUCCUGCGCUAUCUGCAGACCCUCAGCUGAUGCUGCCCACGGAUGAGACCGAGAGCUGGCGGAACUGCACACAGCGCAUGCAGCCCUUGGGCCCCAGCAGGUGGCAGGAGGCGGGCCCGCAGUCCACAGCACUCUGGCAUGUCCAGCCAUGAGACCACUUCCACUGCUGUGGGCUCCCCAAGGAGAAUGCAGGGAAGCUGGGGACUGCUGGAGGAGCUCGCAAGGAGAUCAAGGAUCCCCCACCCCAGGAUGGCCGGGAGGAGGAGCCCGGAGCCCGGAGGUGGUGCUGGUGCCAGGAUCCCCACCCUGUUUUGCCUCCGACCUGACUGGACAGGAAGCUGGCACACAGCUAGGAGUCAGGCAUGUGUGCUGUUCCCACUGUCUGGGAAGCCUGGGGAAAGGAGCGAGGAGGAAGAAGCAGGUCCAAGCCCUGGCUACCCACACUACCACUGCUGCCCUGCCUCCCCCGAGCUGCCGAAGCCCUCACACUGCACGCCCGUUUACUGCAUGGUGUCGUGGAGACCAAGCAUGGGUGCAUACUCCCCAGACAGCCUGGGCAGUGUGGGGCGAAGAAGGCAGGCAGGCGUGGCUCAGCCCUUGCCUGGCGCAGAAGCCCGGUGAUGCCGAGAUGGCUGGGCCUCGGGGGAGUGGGGAGGCUGGAGCUGGUGCCUUCCCUCUGGGGCGGGAGUCAGCACGUCCCUCUCCAGGCGACGGCCCGAAGGUUCCAAGCAUCUGCCCUCAGUGUUGCUGAAAUGACGGUUUUCCGAGUAUGCUUGUGCCUCUUCUAGCAUAUUCCUUCUUAAAAUGAAAACAAUUCUUUUUAAAGGAUCCGGCACACUCAUGGCCCUGCCGCCCGGCUGCGGCUGCACACGCGACUCCGCAGUGGUCCCUGUGCCCUGAACGACACCCCCCACCCAGGUUCCGGACUCCCCGUCCUCAGCUCUCUGGAGGGCACUGCGCACCCCCCAAGUGCUGCCUUGCUGAGUGUCCCGAUGCUGCCCUCCUCAGCAUCCUCGGUUGGCCCUGCGGGGACACUCGCCCACUCCCGUGUGGGCACUGGCUCACUGUCCUGUUCCGCGGCCCCCGCCAUUCAGUCUUCUGCUCUCGCUUCUAUGAAUGGCAUCGGCUCUCCGCCAUGCACUGUAAAGAGCGCUGGGGGGAGACCUGGGAUCCAGGCGAAAUAGAGAACGGCCGGGCGGCAAGCGUACACCUUCGGUUUUCCUAGAAGAUGCCGAAGUCCCUUCCAGACAGGCUGUGCAAUCUGUUCCUUACACGUGUGUUUUGGGGUUCCCACUUGGGGGGCCUCCGUGGUGGGGCAGUGGUGAUGCAGCUAGACCCACAUGGUAAAGGUCAUGGGUUUGCCUCCAGCUCCUGUGUGAGCACAUGAAGGCGGCAGCUGCAUGCAGUCCCAGCACACACGUGUGCCCAUGACCUGGGCCAGCUGGGACUGCCAGGGGCAGGCACACAGACCCUGUUGCCCCCAUCUUUCUCUCUCGUGGAAGAGAAAAAUAAACUUAACAACCAAAAGAGAGCUCCUACUUUUUCAUGUUCUUGCCAAUACCCAAGAAUGGUCAGUGAAAACAGGUCCCGUGCGGGCACCAGCUCUUCUCGUUCACCGUGCAGAACGGCAGCAUAGACUGCUCGGAGGCCUGGCCACGGGAUGCUGUGAGGGUGCCGUACCUGCAGGCCGGGGUGCUGUGGGAGGCCCAGGUUGGCUUCCUCGUCCAGCCUGGCAGCACGGGCCUGUGAUCCCAGAGCCCGGAGGCCAAGGCAGGACUGCGGGCUUCAGGCCGCCCGGUGAUGCCGUGAGGCUCCGUCUGAAAUGCUGGAACCAUACAGCACAGCGGCAAGGCCGCCCUGUCUGCCAUCCUAGCCAGCUGGGCCAGGGUGAGUCGUGACGGGGAGACCUUCCUGGGGUAGCUGUCUCUGUCUCUUCCUUCUCUUAUAAAAUAAAUAAACUUACAAAAAACAAAAGCAGGCAUGGCGGUACCUGCACGUAGUCCCAGCUGAGAGGCUGAGGAGCUGAGUUGGCGAGACC
Tupaia belangeri chinensis (Chinese tree shrew) is the source of this 2507-nucleotide messenger RNA. RefSeq names its product TIR domain containing adaptor protein (gene TIRAP). The record is from RefSeq and is a predicted model, not a curated record. Gene Ontology annotation, biological process: positive regulation of chemokine (C-X-C motif) ligand 2 production; positive regulation of tumor necrosis factor production; positive regulation of canonical NF-kappaB signal transduction. Gene Ontology annotation, molecular function: Toll-like receptor 2 binding; Toll-like receptor 4 binding. Gene Ontology annotation, cellular component: cytoplasm; plasma membrane. NCBI's taxonomy places the organism in Eukaryota, Metazoa, Chordata, Mammalia, Scandentia, Tupaiidae.